AUGAAUCUAGCUUAUGAUUUUAGUUGGAUUAUCUCUGUGUGCAGGGGAUACCGCUGUUUGAAGGACGGACAUAACGUGUCCGUGCAUAAUUCAUUGAAGGGCCUUCACUUUUCUACAGAUGUUUCAAACUCAAGUGGGUCACAAGGGUUGGACAAAGAUGACAUGGAAUCUGUGAAAUAUAAAUUGCUUGUUGACUGUGGUCCAGACCAGGAAUGUGUAACCGGUAGGUCCAUCUUUGGCAAAGUCAUACUGUUCUAGUGUAUAUUCGAAAAUUUGGAUGCCUGUAUUGCUGAGAGUUUUUACUUUGCCUUGAAGAAUAUCAAUUUUCGUCUAACAUACACUGAUAUUUUUUUUGUGCUUCAGCUUGUUCUUUCAGUUUACUUUUUCAUUUGUUGUCUCAUUUAAAAUCCCUUUUACCCUUAGAGUGAUAUCAUUUACUCUAUUUUCCAAGUUUGAAGGCCAUUUGUUGAGGUUAAUAAUCCAAUAAGAGACUACAUGCUACAGAUUUUAAGUGCCAAGGAUUCUCACUUUUGUUUUGUGGAGUAAAUUUUCAGCCAUUUAUAUUCUGAUAUUUAUCUUGCUAUUGUUCUAUACUUUUAUCUUUAGAAGCGAAGUGUUGUUUUUCUCUAGGUACAUUAGUUAUCUGAUGUACUCAGUUUGAAACAUUUUAGUCGCUUCCAGGGUUUUAGUUCAAAAAGUUGAAAUUAGAAAUGCAGGAUUGGAACUAAUCCUGUCAGACUGUCCCUAGUCAAUCUGGCAUAAAAAUUACAAUAAGAGUUGUAAGAGAUGUUCAUCUGGCUUCAGUGCCUAUUAGGUCGAAUAAAUUCUGCAUACUGUAUAUUUUCUUUUAUUGCUCUCAGUGGGAGGUCAUUUUUCACAAGUCCAGUUUGUCUGCUUCCUACCUCCUUCCAAUUGUCAUACGAAUUCUACACAUUAAGUUUUGUUCAAUCUUUUUUCUGAUUGGAUUUGAAAUAUGAAUCAUUUUAUAUAUUUUUGGGUCUUUUUAUGAUUUGUGUAAUAACUAUAAAUAGUUCCUUGUCCUUAAACUGGCUGUCCAUUUAAGAUGGAUAAAUAGUAUAUGCUGAGUGUUACACACGAUCUGAUUUUCCUGUAUGAUCUAAUAUUGUAGGAGGUAUUGUCGCUUUGGGUAAGUUUGAUGCCCUCCAUUUAGGGCACCGUGAACUUGCCAUACAGGCGUCAAGGGCUGGGACUCCUUUCCUUCUAUCGUUUGCCGGAAUGGCAGAAGUACUUGGUUGGGAGUACAGGUUAGUUGUAACCUCUGAAGGACUUUUAUUCUCCAUUUUUAAAAAAUUAGUUGGUUUUUAUUGUUUUUUUUUUUUUUUUUUUUUACAAGUUCAUUGCAAAGGUGUUAGAAAUAUGUUACUAUACUGUCUGGGGUCGGUCAACGGACUCCCAUGCAGAUUUGGCGAAAUUUUGUUGAGUGUUACUUUACAUCACUUGUGCCAAUGAAAGGAGUUAUUAAGACAAGUAUUUGGAUUUAUUUUCCGUUGGAGGCCAUCAUAUAUAUUUUUUAGCUCCGUAUUAUCAUAAAUUUAAUACUGCUACCGAAGGAACACGUUUAACUUCAGUUGCUCUGACCGACACUCCUCUUUUGCUCCGUCCAUGGAGUGUAUGAAUUUCCUUAAAUAUUGAUAGACUAAAAAAAGGAACUCAGGGAUAAGGAUAGGAACUAACGUAUCAUUGGCACAGAGGGUGUUCUUUGAUCAAUAAUGCAUAUUUUGUGACAAUGAACGUAGGAUGAUAUGGCUGCAUGACUUCCUCUGUUUAAAUGAAUGUAGAACCUAUGUUUGGGCAAACGUGUUUCCUUUGUUUCUGACUAAUCUCGUAUUUUUCCUGCAAUAAUUUUUUUUAAUUGGAAGAUUCGGUGAUUCUUCUGGUUGCUGAUGUGUUUCUGGUCGUGGAAUUUCUUUAUCUAGUGCUUCACAGUGAAAUCUGAGUCUCAGAUGUAGUUAUGUCUCACUUCUUUGCUGCAAUGUAGAUUGGAUUUGAGAUUAUGAAUCGAACACAUACUUAAGAUGGAGUUGAUGUCCUUCUUAGUGAUCUGCAGAGAACUCUCACCGCACCAUCAUAAUCCGAAUCAAACAAGAUAAACUAUAGCUGGCGAUGCUAGUUGGCUGUGAUGCAUUUGAAUAUAAAAAAUUGGCUGAUCCUGAUUUUCCAGAAAACAAUGAACGUUUGUGGUCUUUGGGUUUAUAAUGUUAUGAAUAUAUCAAAAGAUGCGGAAAGAUUGAGGCUGAAAUGAUUUCUUAUGGACGAUAAUGGGUUUCGAGAUCCUACAUGUUGCCUGGUUUGAUGUUCUGGAGGAUGGAUCAGGUCUGGCAGUUUCUGUCAAGUCAACUAGAGGUGAUCUGUUCUAGAUAUGCUACCAAGCUACUACUCGAAAGGUCGGACGUGGUUGACCUUGAACCACCCCUGGGGCUGCUCAGUACCUAGUCCUUUGCUUUCAUCCAUUCCGCAGAUAUGGCUGCGUUCCUUCACUAGCUUUCAGUGCAUAAUCAUCCGUCUAAAGGGUUUUAGCUAUCCUUUGGAGCUUUUCCCUUCCGAAAUCUCCUAACUGGUUUGGCUUCUGGUUCUAUGCCAGGGCUCCCAUAGUUGCCAAAUGCGACAGAAAGCGGGUGCUCUCCUCAUGGGCUCCCCUGUGCGGCGACGUCGUCCCGCUCGAGUUCCACGUCGAGUUCUCCAAGGUCAGGCAGCUCUCCCCCCGGCAGUUUGUCGAGCGGCUGUCGAAGGAUCUCAGAGUAAGUGGCGUCGUUGCAGGUACCGACCAUGAUCGCCCUCUGAAACCCAAAAGCCGGCGCCGCCGCUGCUGCCACGGCCAUCACACUGUGAAUUUCUCUCCCCCAUUCCAGGCGAGAACUACCGAUUCGGCUACCGAGCCUCCGGCGACGCCUCCGAGCUGGUGCGGCUCUGCGAGGAGUACGGUCUUGAAGCCCACAUCUUGAGCUCCGUCCUCGACAGAAAAAGCGGCGGCGGUGGUGCCGGCGGCGGCAGCAAGGAGUUAGUGUCCUCGACCCGUGUCCGCCAAGCUCUUGCCGUCGGGGAUGUAAAUUACGUGGCUGAGCUCCUGGGGAGGAGGCACCGCCUUGUGCUGAGGGUCCCCGAGGACUUCGACUCUGCCGCUGAGGGGAGCAAGCUGUCCAUCCCCCGCUCAUGCCUGCUGAACCAGCAGCCCAAGGAGGGCCUCUAUGAGUCUUGCAGCCUUCUCGCCGACGACAGGCUCAUCGGCCCCUGCAAUGUGGUCAUCAGCACUAGCCAUGUCCAUGUGGAGCUGGAAGGUGGGCCUGGCCAGCUCCUCGCAAAGGGGGAUUAUCGCCACGUCGGCAUUGACCUCGGUGGUUGA
This is a messenger RNA of Spirodela intermedia, 3361 nucleotides long. The record is from the annotation of a GenBank genome assembly. NCBI's taxonomy places the organism in Eukaryota, Viridiplantae, Streptophyta, Magnoliopsida, Alismatales, Araceae.